AGCUGGGGGACAUAAAGGGGGAAGCUCAGGGCUGGAGGUGAGGAUUAAGGGGUACCAGCAGAGCUGUGUGGUGAGAAAUUUUUCACUGUUCCUUCAUAAUCUCUCCCGCACAAUGGAGUUCCCAGAGUUAGGGGUUAGGGAGUCGGGAUUCCUGGUUUCUAGUCUCAGCUCUUCCACUAACUCACCACAUGCCCAUGGAGAUGAAGUUAGUUACACAAUGUCAGAGAGACACAGAAAUAGAAGCCAGGAAUGCUGGCUGGCAGCCCCCACUGCUCUCACCACUAGACCCUGCUCCCCUCCCAGAGCUGGGAGAGAACCCAGGAGUCCUAGGAUCUUGGCCCUCAUUCCCUUAAUCUUUGCCCUGCCAUCAUCUCAGAUCUGCAAAGCUUUGACCUAUGUCAGCUGUUGGCUGUUGACUCCCACUCCUCUGUCUUGCCCUCUCCAAGGCAAUAUUAGACUGGAGAACACUGUGGGUAUUACACCAAUUAGUCCAGCCGUGCAGCUCAGUGCAGUGGUGAACGGCCAAGCUGUGUCUAUAGACCUGGUGCCCACCAUCCGGAAUAAAGUGGACAUGUCCAAGGAUUGGCCGCAGCAGGAUCUGAGGUGGCUCUCCGACUGGUGGGACCGGGAGCAGGGCACUGAGCAGAGAAAACCCACCUGGAAUACCGAGGAAAUUUACAACACUGGGACUGAUCUGGUGGCCAAGAAUUCGUACUGGAGGCUCACCUUCUCCCUGGUGGAGACCCAGUUCCUCAAGGACAUUGACGCCGAUGGUGGGUGCAGGCGGAAGGCGCUGCGGGUGCUGAAGCAAAUCAACAUGGAGAAGUGGGUACCGCGCUACGGCAAAGUCCUGACCUCCUACCACCUGAAGAUGGUCCUGUUUUGGGCUUCCCACCUCAGCCCAGAGACAGAGAACUGGGCCAUGGAGCCGGAUGCUCUGGGGACCCUGCUGAAGGUGCUGGAGUUCUGCCUGGAGAAGAAACACCUGCCCAGUUACUUCCUGCCGUCCAUUAAUUUCUUCGACUGGCACCGGACUGAGGAGGAGAAUUCCCUGAGGAACCUGGUGCUGGAGGCGCUCAGACUGGAGGUGGGGCUGAUGAGAUGCAGCCCAGAACAGUACCUGCAGCUGUGCUACGACCUGGCCAAGCCCCAAGGCCCGGGACCCUUCGUCCAAUGGGCGCGGGAGCUCGACGCCUUUAGAAGGGAGCAUCAGAACGACUUUGAAGAGUUCAAACACCUGAAGAUAUCUUUUGACACGAGCCUCUUCACGGAGCUGUGAGCAGCCUCCGCUCCCAACAGCGAUAGUUGGGCUUUUAUCUGAACUGACAGACCCCAGUGGGUCUGCACUUGCUCUGCAUUUACACUGGGGGAACGGAUCUUUUACUUCGAACCCUUGAGAUACGGAACAAUAAAUAGUCUCAAGUUC
This is a messenger RNA of Malaclemys terrapin pileata, 1426 nucleotides long. RefSeq lists its product as uncharacterized. The transcript has 3 exons. The coding region runs from base 113 to 1279 and encodes 388 amino acids. The record is from RefSeq and is a predicted model, not a curated record. NCBI's taxonomy places the organism in Eukaryota, Metazoa, Chordata, Testudines, Emydidae.